Messenger RNA from Monosiga brevicollis MX1, 1276 nucleotides. RefSeq lists its product as uncharacterized. The record is from RefSeq and is a predicted model, not a curated record. Gene Ontology annotation, biological process: positive regulation of TORC1 signaling. The transcript has 9 exons. Bases 1 to 1047 code for a protein of 348 amino acids. Gene Ontology annotation, cellular component: lysosomal membrane. Lineage: Eukaryota; Choanoflagellata; Craspedida; Salpingoecidae.
AUGCUUGGCCGUGCUUGGUUGUGCUUGGUGGCUUUGUUUCUCGCGCUGCAGGUACCUUGGCCGACCUAUGGGCCAACUUUGCCGGCCUCGGUCAGCCAUGCUGUACAUGGACCAGCUGUGUUCGCGCUUGCCACCCUCUUGGGUUUGCUGACUCUGAUCCUGGCCGUUCAGGUCCUUCGAGUCUGGCUCUAUAACCACGUCAAGCUCUCCUGCUUCAACAUUUGCCUGACAUCAUCCUUGCUCUGGAGUAUCCUGCGUACUGCGCUUCUCAUCACUUAUGCCAUCCGCCACCACGUUGCCGCCCAUCUUGAUUUUGUCGUCUACGUGGUUCUCUUCGUCCUGCCCUCGUGCUUGCAAUUUUUGACCUUUUCGGCUGUCAACCUACAUUACGUAUCGGUUGUGACCCACGCCUCUGCCGGUCAAAGAGAUCAUCGUUGGUUCUUCUUCAUCUCGCGCACUCUGUUCUUUUUGGCAAAUUUUGGCUUUGCCUGCACCAACAUACUCUGUGCGGCUCUGAUGGAACAAAGUGCUGCCGAGCAUGACGACGCCUCUCUCAACGCUCAAAUGCAAACUCGCGUUUACUUUACCGAGCUCUUCAUGGUGGCCAAUAGCUUCAUGCUGAUCACAGUGGCCUUCAAGCUUGGCUCGCGUGGACCCCUACUGGAGGGCCCGCGCAUCACCAGAAAAAUGAUCGGCUUGGCCGCCAUCAUCGCCCCGCUCUUUGUGAGCCGCAGCAUCUACAACAUCGUCUCCAUCAACACCGCCAAGUCGCACAUCUGGGGCUACCGUUGGACCUUCCUAUCCGAUCAUGCCGACCGACAAGCCGAUGAUGGAUGGGCCUUUCUUGCUUUCGUGCUUGCUCUUCUGGUCUGGGAAUUUUUCCCAGUGGUCGUUGUCACCUUGUUUUUUUGGGUGCGGGUUCCAACUGCGGAUACCGAGAACAAGCCUUUGUUACGCGGCCGAGUUUCAUUUCGCCAAUCCGAGUCUUCCCUCGAGGAUGAUGACGAUUUUGCCAUCAACCUAGCACAUGCAGAUUGGGCGCGCUAGCAUGCAUUGAAACUGUUCUUCAAACCUGCUCCUCUCGUUUGUCAACUGCUCUGGAACACCGUCUUUUCCUCUGCGAGGAAGCGUUUUCGUGGCUUUUAAUUUCGUGGUCUGGUUCAUUGGUGUCUUUUUGUCUCGUGGCCCAGCAACCCAUCAAGCUACGUAUAGCCAAGGCUGGCCAAAAUAUUCAGACUCGCCGCCGUGUUCACAUGUCAAUCGAUUAUAGCAGACU